AUGGCGGAGGAACCCACGCUGCGCAGCUUUCUACAGCUGGAAGGCGUGCGCGACAGGUACAUCACAGACCUGAACACUGAAAAGCAGCGGUUCUCAUACGCAGAGCUGUACGAGGAAGUAGAAAAUCUGUGCAGCUUUCUAAAAAGCAUCAACGUGCAGCCAGGGGAGGAAAUUUCCAUCAUCCUAUUCAAUAGCAUCGAGUACGUGGUAACCUUCCUGGGCAUAAACUACAACCAAAACAUAUGCCUUCCAUUGAAUACAAAUUUGAAGAAGGAAGAGUAUGUAAAGUAUUUAGUAAACAACUGCAAGUAUAUAAUUAUACACGAUUAUGAUGAGGGUGACGACAAUUAUUCUGCGAUAAAAAAAAAACAUGGGUAUUACAAAAAUGUGUGCAAGUCGAUUGAGCAGUUAGGCACGGAGUAUAACAUUGGGGUUAUACGAAUUAGAAAGAAUAAAGAAGCACCGUUUUUUACGUACUCGUUAAGCAGACCCUGUGGUUGUAGUAGCCACCAAGCUGGUAUGAACAGAAAGCUAAAGGAGGACAAUGGGUUGAACAAAAAAGGAAACGAUGUCUGUUUGCAUCUGCACACGUCCGGAACAACCAGUAAGGUGAAGAUAGUUCAACUUACGAAUGAAAAUAUUAAAACGACCAUUAGGAAUAUUACCACUUCAUACGGAUUGAACAAAGAAGACAACACAGUCAUAGUGAUGCCCCUGUAUCAUGUACAUGGCUUAAUCGGAGUGCUAAUGCCAAUGUUGUAUGUUAAGGGGAAUGUUCUUUUUCAAAUAGGCCACUCCUUUAGUGCUUCUGAAUUUUGGAAGGACGUCGUGCGUCAUAACAUCACUUACUUCUCAGCAGUACCAACCAUUGUGAAAAUAUUGCUUCUAAGAUAUGACAGCGAUUAUUUCGUAGAUGGUGCAAAGGUAAAACACAAAUUGAGGUUUAUUAGGACGUCCAGUUCUCAACUGGAUGAGCAUAUGGAACGGGAAGCAGAACUCAAAUUCGAGACUAACAUUUUUCAGGCCUAUGGUAUGACAGAGGCAUGUCACCAAGUGAGCACAAAUAAACUUAUUCACACUGAUGGGGAAAACGUAAAAAUUGCUAAGAAGUACAAAAGUGUAGGUAUUCCAAAUGUAGGGGUGGUUAUAUACAACCACGAAAAGGAGAAAGUUUGUGGAAAAAAUGAACUGGGAGAAAUUUGCAUUAACGGUAAAAAUGUUAUGUUUGGGUAUAAAGAAAUGAAGGACAAUGAAAAUAUAUGUGUUCAUGUAAAUACUUUGAAGGAAAAGGCAGAGUAUAUGGAGGGGAACAAGUUCUUUGUCAUUGGUGAAUCUGUCCCUUUUUUUAAAACUGGAGAUGUUGGUUACGUAGAUGAAGAGAACUACCUCUUCAUUGCUGGCCGAAUUAAGGACAUAAUCAACAGGGGGGGCGAAAAGAUCAUUCCAAAUGAAAUUGAUGAUGUGGUCAGGGAUGACCCUCGGGUUUCCGACUGCUUAGCUUUGGGUUGUAACGAUGAGGUGUAUGGGGAGGCCAUCCACGCGGCCGUCAUUUUGGACGAGAAGCAGUUGCCUUGUGGGGAAGCCCCCUUCCUCCAGAAGGCGCAGCCGGGAAGUUUCACGUCUGGGGCCACUUCGCUUACUCAAUCGUUUACCACCCCCCAGCAUGGCAAACCACCCCCUGAAAACGAAUUCAACGUGCACGUAUCGCUGAGCCUGAACCUUAAGUACCAUCACCUGCGGGAGGAACUGACGGAGCACAUGAAGAAACGACUGGCGGAUUUCAAAGUGCCAAAGAAGAUAUACUUUGUGAAUCAUUUCUUAAAAACUGACACCGGCAAGGUAUCGAGAAGAAAAAUGGCAGAAGGGGUGGACCAUUUGAAAAAAACUUCCCUGAACCUAUUCGAUGUGUUAGCCUUAUGUUUGAAGAAGGCCCACCUGGAUGAUUACAUUUACGGGUUGUAUGGAAUUCCAUUGAACAAAAUUAUUUACAGUUUUUUGCGCAACGAUAUUUACUACAUAAGUUUUAGGAACGAAAUAAAUGCAUGCCUCAGUUGUAGCUAUGUAAAUUAUUUUGACCAAGACAAGGCAAAGAAAAAGGUGGGAAUUAUUUUAACAUGUUCAGGACCCGCAUUUGUAAAUGCCCUACCAGGAUUAUACAACGCCAAGGUGAACCAUUUCCCACUUGUCCUAAUAUGCUUUGAAAAUUUUACUUCUAAAUAUUUGACUGAGUUUGAAAAGCACCACAAUUUCCAGUUCUUUCCACAGCAGCAAUUUUUAGCAAAGGCCAAGGAGAUGUGUGCAGGGGUGUUCCAUGUAGAUUCGCCAGAUGCCUUUCCUGAGCAGCUGUACAAUUGUGUUGAAACAUGUGUAAGGAUGAAGUCUCCGGUUUACUUAAAUUUGAGUUAUGACCUACUCGGGAAGGAAGUGACCCUUGACAAGGCGUUACACUUAUUGGAUCUAAGUGACUGCUACGCACGCAAGUACCACCAACCAAUGAACGUGUUAAACGGACAAAUUACUCUCUCCACGGAGGAUGACCAAAGGUUCAAUAAAUUGUUGCAGCUAUUUUGUAGAAUUUACCAAAGUAAUAGAAGAGGAGCGAUCUUCCUAGGUACCAACUGCAACCAUGGCGUUAAGUACGUCUUGAAAUUGUCUCACUUGAUGAAAAUACCCAUAUAUACGAACACCAUGGCCAAGUGUUUUAUUAAAGAAAAUUAUAUAUAUAAUGCUAAUCAGUGUAAAUCAUUCCUCUUCGAAAAUUUGGACUUUUGCUUUGCCUUUGGAACUGUCUACAAUUUUUAUUUCAACUUUGGAAAAUUCACAAAAUGCAAAAAGGAGAAUAUGCUUUGUGUGGACUUAACGAAUGAUGUAUUUGACCCUCAAGUGGACUCUCACUGCGAGCACUUCUUCUUCUCCGACUUGUACAGAGUUGUGAAGCAGUUGUAUUUCUCCCUCAAGGGAGGAUGGGCGGCCCUCUCCAUUGAUGUGGACGCACGAAUGAGCUGGGUGGCUGCUAUCCAAGAAGCUAAACAGAAGAGCAUACAUAAACUUUGCUGUCAAGUGGCGACGAAGCAUUUCGUUUCUGAAUGUUUUACCAUGGAGCAGGUCAUGCUUAUCCUUAGACACUUGCUGCUCGAUUAUUUCUUUACUCAAAAUAAAAUUCCAGCGACAUACAAAAGGUACUUUAUCGAUUAUUUUAAGUACGUUGACAGGGAACAGCUGCGCGGGGUGUUUCACGAAGAGGUCCUCCCUCAUGGGGAUGGCCAAGUGGACCAGGGCGCACCGCAAAGUGACUGCGAUAUCAGUGACAGCAGCUCGGAGGAGGGAGACCAAAGGGAGGACACGACUGGAUACGCCCUUCCCAAUAAGAGCAAAAUGAGGGUGAACACAACAGGGGCGAAGAGAAAGCACAAGUUCCUCAACCAGGAAAUAAAAAAAAGAGUCGUGAUCACGAAUGAAGGGUCCAUCACGCUACACUUGGGAAUAUUAUAUUUGCCCCAGCUGGGGCCAUACAAUUUUGUCUUACCACAGAUUAAUGGCAUGAUGGGUGUAUCAAUGAACGCAGCUAUUUGUGCCGCUCUGAAUGAUCCGGAAAAUAUCGUUUUUGCAAUUUUAGGAGAUUCCUCUUUUGGAUUUACCUCCAACGAAGUGGAAACCAUAUGCCGCUUCAAGUUAAAAAUUGUUCUCAUUAUUUUAAACAACAACGGCAUAUACGGCGAUAGGGACUUCCAAACGGAGGGACCAUAUUUUGACGAGGUGAACAAGGAUGCCCAUUUUUUUCUUCACAAUCCUUCCGCUCUUUACCAUUUUAGCAAGUAUGAAAAUUAUGUGACUGCCCACGGAGGGUAUGGGUGCUAUGUGGAUAAUCGGGAAGAUUUUGUCCAGCAGAUCAAGCAUGUCAUGAGCGACAGUUUUAACUCCUUCCCAGUGCUACUAAACGUUAUCGUGGGGGACGCGAGGUCGGUUAAGUUUGACGUGGACAAGUAUAUACAGUGA
Plasmodium fragile is the source of this 3996-nucleotide messenger RNA. RefSeq lists its product as uncharacterized. Gene Ontology annotation, biological process: fatty acid metabolic process. The coding region runs from base 1 to 3996 and encodes 1331 amino acids. Gene Ontology annotation, molecular function: thiamine pyrophosphate binding; medium-chain fatty acid-CoA ligase activity. The transcript has a single exon. NCBI's taxonomy places the organism in Eukaryota, Apicomplexa, Aconoidasida, Haemosporida, Plasmodiidae. The record is from RefSeq and is a predicted model, not a curated record.